AUCGUGCAAUCGAACAAAAGAGGUUUGAAUAUAGAAUUUUUUGUCGCGCCAGGCGGUUUGGUGGCCGCGGCCGACGAGCUCUGGUGGCGCUGAGAGUGCGGCAAGGAAAUCUGCCAAGUGCGUGAUCCGGGCGCAGGGAGGAGCAAGAGGUAGGACAGGCGGACAGCCCAGGAGCCAAAAGACGACUCGAGGCGAGGCGAGGCCAGACGGAGCGACGAGCCUUAUGAGUUGAGAGAGGCCGAUGAUCGUCGUGGCUGUGAUUUGAAUGUGCCGUGAAUAAUGAAGAUCCCCGAGCGUAAUUGGGUUGUUCCCGAUAGGUACUCCGCCCCUCCAUCCCGUGUCGCAUUUCGCACCGCGGUUCCAAUUUUUCUCCCGGAGCAUGGAGGCUGGUCUCGCGUUGCAUGCUCUCUGCGUGACGCACAGCUGGUGUUCCCGCUAGCCGGCUGUCUUUGGUCGGACAUUGUCUGUAGGAGAAUUGCGCAAUCGUCGUAGUUUGUGUCUAGUGAAUCGUUAUCGUUUCGUUUCAGAUCCGAUCAGGAAGUACACCUCAGGACAUCCUGCAGAGUUUUCUGGCCACUUUAUGUUGCUCUGGCGAAGUCCACCUCUUUUUCCUCGCCAUUAUGAGCCAAAGAUUUCGCGGCGGUAAUGGAGCUCUGAGAGUUGUGAGUGCAUUUCCAGGCUAGUCGGCCAGCGUAAUAGGCAGCAAAUGCUCGUAGACAGGGUGUGGCCCGCCGGCGUUUCCGUACAAGCACCUCUACUUUUGUCUGGAGCUGUAGAUGAACAAAAAUCGGGUAGAGGUAGCAAUCGGGUGGCAUUGUCUUGGCAGUAAUCUUUCCGAUUUGCCUUGCUCGUGCUCAAUCUAGAUCUUAGGCACUGUGUUUGAAUCCACUCUCCCGAGAUUUGUGUAGCGCUACUUUCUCAAACUGAUUUCUGCAAUUUUGUAGGGUUUCAAUUUCAAGCUUCCAUACUCCUCAGUCGUGCGGGUGUCGUAGCCUGACGUCCUCUGUAGCCUCAUUGUCCCCCACUUUGUUCCUGAUUGUUUCACAGAUCCAAGUCCACAUUAAUUUGAGCUGGUAUAGUAGAUUAUCAAAAUUCUCGUCUUUUUUUUACAUUUCGUGAAUUAUGUGAACAUCGUACAACUUCCGCUCAGCCAAGCCCGUCGUACCAAGCGUAGAUCCUGAGUCGAUGUCAUAGGAAUUGUACAUUGCCUUGAACUGUUUAAUUUACUGGAACAGAGCAGCAUUCAAGUCGAUGCUGCCAGCGUUUUGGCGGCAGGACGUCUCUACGCUGAAGCUCGGAAUUGGUAUCAGCACCACAGGUGUGACUUCUUCUCCCGCGGGACAGAAAGCUUUGCACGAGGACGUGCAUCAUGGUUCUCGGGCUGGGAUCCAAAAAGAAAGGGCAGCCCGUGAAGCUUGAGUUUCUAAUAUUGAUCCACGAGAUCAAGCCUUGGAAACCAGUUCAAAGCGCGAAGACUCCGUUGGUCCUGCAGUGGCAAAGGGGCGAUAAACGCUCCGGUAAAUCCAAGAUCGUGGUUCCCGAUGAAGACGGAAGAAUUGUGUUCAAUGAGUCGUUUAAGCUUCCAGCGAAACUGGUUCGCGAACCUGAAGGAAAGGGCAAGAAUGCUGGUGUUGUCAAAUUUCAAAAAAAGACCGUUGUAUUCAACCUGCUCGAAGCAACAACGGAUCGACAAUUGGCGCGAUGUAUCGUAGAUCUGGGGGAGUUCGGUGAUGCUGAUACUGCGGUCGAAGCCAAUUCGCCACUGUCGACGGGGAAGAAGGUCGUUUCAGGGGGAUCGCCAAGUCUGUUUUUCAAAAUUGGCCUGCAUGGCAAGAAAGAAGAACCCAGGACGUCGAUUUCAGCUCGCGUUAGUUUCGGCUCCAAGGCCGCUGCCACUGCCCCUGCCCCAGCCCCGGCGAAAGCCCCUGCAGUGAGUAGUAAAGCAGCCGUAGAGCCAGCUCUUGACGAAGAAACCAGGAAGUCCCUUGUAGCUGCACUAAUGAGUGACGAGGACGACGACAACGAUUCCAUCGCCUCUUUCACUGACGACGAGGAGGAUGGCACUUCGGAAUCUGCACCGAAGGCAAGGGCCUCGACGUCCAAAUCCGAUGUAAGUGGAUCUGCUGCAAAAGCUCCCUCACCUGUAUCUCACCCCUCACCAGCGAGGCCUGAAGUAUCGAAGGUUUCUGCACCGCCAUCACAUCCCCCUCCGAGUCCCAGACGAGAUCCACCGAAGGUGUCUGCAGCCCCUUCGCAUCCCCCGUUGAGUCCUAGACCCGAAAGAGUAUCCACGCCACCCUCACAUCCCCCGCCUCCAAGACCAGACGCAUCCAAAGUGUCUGGACCACCAUCACAUCCCCCACCUGCAAGACCAGACGCGUCGAGAGCAUCCGCUCCACCAUCACACCCUCCACCUACUAGACCGGAGACUCCUAAAGCUUCUCCACCUAAAUCAGUCGCCCAGUCUGCGAAACCUGAUGUGCCCAAAUCUCCUCCACCCACAUCCAUUCCCUCACCUGCCAGAGGAGACGCAUCGAAGUCAUCUCAAAGCACUCCACCCAAGCGCGAUCCAGGAGAAGCACUUCGAAGUUCAGCAAGUCCAGUUGAGAAACGUGCGGAUGCUUCCCGUGCCACUGGCCUUUUCUCGUCAGGAAAUAGGAGUCCGGCCUCCUCGGUGGACUCUUCGAAUAAUGGACCCAAAGUGUCGAAAGGUUCAUCGGCUGCAGCUGAGACCGGAACUAAUGCGAGCAGAGUCAACAAGAGUACAAAGCUCUCAGCAGAGGAACAAGAAGAGGAACUGCGUGCUUCACUUUUCUCGUCCGACGCCGAUUCUCGAUCGAGUAAAAGUAGUAAAAGCUCAGUCAAUGCUCCUGAACCUGCUCGUGCUCCUCUUGGCCUCUUCUCAUCGGGUACCACCAAUGCAGCGGGAAGAGGAGGCAGAAGCUCACCCACUCCGUCAGAAGGAUCUCGCAGCCCUCUUGUCUCCAAGGACAGCAGUCGAGGCAGUUCGCCUUCAGACACGAAGGCAGCCAGUGAAGUAGCAGGCAGUGACAUUGCAAAAGCGUCAAAAAGUGAAGUCCCCGCGGAGAAAGAUCGAACGCAGAAAAGUUCUAUCCCUUUGCCACCGGCCUCUGCCAAGGCUGCGGCUGCUGCGGCGGCUACUGCUUAUGCUGCCAAGAACUCUUACAGAACCAGAGGGAAGUCAUAUGAUUUUACCUUCGAUAGUGGCUCCUCUGAGGAUUCUUUAUCUCCUAACUCGAAUGGUGCAAGGUCCCCCAUACAAUCACCCCUUCUCAGUGCACAGUCAGGGACCUUGCAUUCCAGAAGCCCGUCCUAUUCCAGAACUCAGAAGACAGUGUUGCCUCAGGGUCCAGAAGUAUCCAUGGAUGCCAAGCAACCCGUCAGUCAAAAGGAAGAAAAACGGGAGGAGAGCAAGAGCAUUCCCAGCAAAGAAGAAGGUAGAAAGAGUUAUGAUCGCAGAGAUGAGAAACCAGAAACCAGAAGAUCUGUUGAUCUUCGCAGGGACGACAUCGGUCCAGUGAAGUCCAUUCCCCCGAAAAGAGAUGAGUUCAUGAAUGACGAUGAUGGAGAGGCAGUUAGUGUUCUGGGGUCAGCCAAAGCAAACUUGGCACGGGUGGAAAAAAAGGCCUUGGAUGAGUUGAGGAACAAAGUUGCAAAUGCAGAGGCUAAGCUUUUGGAAGCAAAUCAAAGGGCCCAAGAGCAGGCCCGGCAGCUAAGUCAACAAGUGGAAAGAUUAGAGGGAGAGCUUCGUGAGACUGGAGCUAUGGAAGUAGCACUAUACUGCGUAGUGGCAGAGCAUGGAAACUCCUCACACAAGCUUCAUACUCCAGCUCGAAGGUUGGCAAGGCUUUACAUGCAUGCAAGCAAGCAAUGGAGCCCUGAAAGAAAGGCAGGCACUGCUAAAAACUGUGUGGCAGGACUUGUUACAGUUGCGAAGGCUUGUGGAACAGAUGUCUCGAGGUUAAGUUUCUGGUGGUCCAAUGUGGUUGCCCUAAGAGCAGUGAUUGCACAAGCCUAUGACACAGGCGGACCUGAUAAUUCACAAGUUGGAAGCACAGAUGCAACUGCGUCAACCAACAGCAAUGGGAAUGGCUCUGCAAGCUGGGCAAGAAAGUCGCUAACUUCGAGGAAGAGCUUUUCUCGACAGGACAGUAAGCUACUGAGUCCAAAGCCUUUACCCAGUGACUGGCAGCAACCUGGCACUUUUAUAACCGCUCUUGAGAAGAUUGAAGGCUGGAUAUACACCAAGAUUAUUGAAAGUCUUUGGUGGCAGGCAAUGAUUCCUCGAAUGCAAAAGGGCGUCGACCCGAGUGCCCCAACAAGCCCAAGGGGACUUUCUAUUCUAUCGCCUGCUGCCUUGGCGGAGUUCACAAAUAAAGCUAAGGAGGAUUUUAACAAAAUGGCUGGUGACGUGACGGGCAUGUUCGUCAAGAAACACGAUAGAACUGCUUCAGUCAGCCUACCAGAGCUUGGAGAUGCACGCCAAGGAAACGUGUCGGUGGAGAUUUGGAAAAAGGCAAUGAAGGAUGCUCUCUGUAGGUUGUGUCCUGUUCGUGGGGCUGGCCAUGAGUGUGGAUGCCUGCCGAUGCUCAUAAAGACGGCGAUUGAAGGCUGCUGUGCAAGGUUAGACGUCGCCUUGUUUAAUGCCAUAUUGCGGGAUGAAGGGGACGAUGUACCCACAGAUCCAAUAUCUGAUCCAGUUAGUGAUCCGAGUGUUCUCCCAAUAUCACCUGGUGGAUUGAGCUUCGGAGGCGGCUCGCAGCUGAAGAACGUGGUGGUAACCUGGUCCACCUUCAUACAUGGCCUUGUUAGUCUGAAGGAGCCUACAUUUGCACCGGAAGCCGAGAAUGGGGACAGCAGCCCAGAGAUGGAUGACCCUGAGAAAUUACCGAAGUUGUUCAAUCUUAUCAAGGCAACAGGAGAUUUGCUGAUGCUUCCAAAAGAUUUUCUCACGGAUAGAGCUUUCAGAAAAGAGAUUUGUCCAAUGCUGAGUCUUCACCUUGUCAGGAGAAUCCUCGUAAACUUCGUCCCUGAUGAGUUUGCUCCAGAUCCCAUCUCACCUUCACUUCUUGCUGCCCUCAAUGCCGAGGCAGCUAUAGAAAGGCAAAGAAAUGGUGAGGCGGAUGAGUCAUCUGUAGCCAUGGCUACAGCACCUCCCGUUGUGUAUCCAGUACCUUCUGCCUUCUACGUGUGGUCAUGGAUUGGUGAAGCAAACAGCAAUGCAGCUACUUGGGGUCGAAGCAGUAAUUCUUUGCUACGGAAAGGAUACACAAGUGAUGAAGAUCUUGAAGUUAUGGAACAACUACAGGAGAACAAUGCAAGUUCCAAACUGGAUGUCAUAUUAGGAUCAUCAAGGCCGAGCAGUGUAUCUACCUCAAACGGGGAGCAUUCUGAAGGGAUCAUGAAGAGUCGCCAGUCUUUUGGGGAAGAAAUUGGUGCUUCUAGGCGUUUUCAAUUGCUGAAGCCAGUUUGGGGUACUCAGUAACCCAAAAAUUUUUGAAUCGUCCCAUGUGCUUGAUUUUGUUUUAGGUCAUGUUUGUUGUCUCACUAGUUUAAGUGUGGACCCAAUUUGAAACUCGUGAAACAGAGGCAGGUUUCUGGUCUGCACUGUUUCUUCAGGGAACCAACCCUGGUCGACAACAGGGUAUAGUCAACUUCACAUUCUUUGUAAAACCUGGAGUGAACUUUGUAGAUAUGUAUACAUCUUUUAGUACAGUGAUUCAGUUUCAGGAAGUGGAUCGAGCCGGAAAUUGUUAACUGGAUGCUAUACUGAGAAUAGCAGCCUAGUCCAUAAAGUUUGCAACAAGAAGCAGACCCCAUCUAUGAUGUUCUUUAGGUAUUAUGAGUUGCAAGAAAAGCAAAUUCAUCAUCUGCGGUACUCCGCAAUGAUCUCAUAUUGAGAGUUGACCCUGAAUAUAUAGAAGGAUCCCCAUGUUCGAGAAUGCUACUCUUUUCUUUGCAUAAUCUUCCUUUCGGAGUAAUCUGCGAGCUUUUC
This is a messenger RNA of Marchantia polymorpha subsp. ruderalis, 6016 nucleotides long. The record is from the annotation of a GenBank genome assembly. NCBI's taxonomy places the organism in Eukaryota, Viridiplantae, Streptophyta, Marchantiopsida, Marchantiales, Marchantiaceae.